GUGAAAUGAAAUAAUUCACCCCUUUGACACGAUCAUGAACCUCUAAGCGUUUUAAGCGAAUUUAUUAAAAGAAAGCAGAGAAGAAUAUUAUGUGAUUUUAUUAGCAAACCUAUCUAUUUUAUAAGAAUAAAAAUAUUCUCUACAAAUAUGUUAACUUCAUUCGUGAAACUGAGACGUCGUCGUAGAAGAGCCUCGAGGCGAGUUUCUUUCAAAUCAAUUGAAAUUAAAGAAAAGAUUUCAGAAAAAUAUGGAAGUGAUACACAACAGAACCAAGAAGAAUACCUGAGGAACAAGAAUAUAUCGAUAAUGACGGAUGACGAGCCCGAUCUUUUCGUGUCAAAACCUUUCGUUGGAACGAGACCAAGUAACAAGACGAGUUUGAACGAAUACGUGAUUGUGAAUGCUGAAGAAAAAUUCCUCAGAGCGAAGAGUGGCGAGAUACUUGUGAAGAGCAAUGAUGCAUCGGAAAAAAUUAUGGACGAUUAUGUGAUCGUGGGUACUGAAGAAAUGCCUGUGACACCUAUCGCGAGUGAUAACAGUGAUUCAGAAAGUGUGAAGAGCAUGGAACAGCCGUUGAAGAAUUUUAGUCUGAUGUGUAACCACACUUGGUACCCGCAGUUCAAACGAUACGUUUUAAAAAAUCUGCGUAACAAGAUUUAUCCUUUCGUGGUGACGGGGAAGGAGAGCCGAGAAAUGGCACACUUCGAAAAGCUGGACGAGCAGCACCCUUAUUAUGCGAUCGCAGCUGCCCGAAUGUGGCAAAAACCGGAAACGAAACCGGUGACAACAGCGAGAUUUUAUUGGAAAUUUGCUGCGUUCAACUUUAUUUCUGAAAGGAUACAAGAGUCAGAUGGAGGUUUCUUCGAGAAUCUUGGAACGUUAUUGGCGGAGAGAGUUCGAGCACAGGUGCAAGCGGAAGGGCCGCUUCCAAAGAAGAAGGACGAGGUCCAGGAAGAGGAUGAGGAGGAGGAGGAGGAGGAAGUGAGCGAGGAAGGCAGUAUGGAGGAGCCUGUCGAGGCAUUGUUGGAGACCGACAGUGACAGGGAUGAGAACGAGCAUGCUACGAUUUUCUUGGCCGAAUCUAUGGGAUGGAACAUCGAAGAGCUCUAUGCUGCCCUAGUUUUUAUGACCCAGCAUCAAAUAGGCUACGACGUAUCCAACGAGUGUAAACUGGAAACUCUCCUGAACCAUCUUCAAAAUGCGUUCAAAGUCGACAAUGAUGUGCACGAGAGAGUUCUGGACGAGACUAAAAACAUGGAGCCACCGGAAAUGCACUUGUGCGUCGAAGUGAUCGAAGCCAAAGAACUCGUGUCCAAAGACGCCAAUGGCAAAAGCGACCCUUUCUGCGCCCUUUACCUAGAAUCAGCCCCCACGAGGAGGUACAACACUGCCGUAAAAACGUCCACGCUCAGCCCUGUUUGGGAGGAACACUUCGAACUUCCCCUGGAGGAUCCAGAGAAUGACGUACUAUUUCUAGAAGUAUGGGAUUUUGACGCUGCUGAAACAGUUCCUGAAAAAAUGAGUAAAGUGAAAGAUGUAAAGGGUGUUAGAGGGUUGGUAAAAUUAGCGAAGGAAAUCGCAGUCACAGCCACGACUGGCAGCCACGAUAACGAAUUCAUCGGCCGCUGUAGAAUACCUCUUAAAGAUAUACCGACGACAGGCCACACAAUGUGGUAUUCCCUCGAGAAGAAAAACAAACCAAAGAGACGCGGUGUGGUGAAACUGAGGUUGGCCUUCAGUGCGGAGCACAAUGCAUUGGUGGCCGCUCAAGAGCACAGACACUUGAUCAGAGUGCUAUUGUUGUACGAAUUAGAGACGGAGAAAAUAGAGAAAUACUGUUGGAGUGGGCGAUGGUCGGCACCUGCGGAAGUUCUUCUCCUUCAGCACAGCGCGCAACGCGGUUUGCUGGCUAGAAACGUGACGCUUGCUCAAUGGAUAGAAUACGCGAGGAUUCAUCAGGAGCAUCCCCUGAACUUCACCGUGUUCAAUAAAUUGGUGGUCGAUCUAUUGAGGCCUAUGGAGAACGGCCUCUUCUCCCCAGAUGAAACCAGAUUGUUUUGGGACGCUACGAAAAAAUUGUUGUACUCUUGUCUUAACAGUAUUCGCAAGAUCAGGAGGUUCACAGUUGGUGAUAAGAAUGCUAUGACACAAUUGUCCGCCAUUUUGGGAAUAGUUUCAUCCCUUUCAUCCCUUAAAGUUCCUGAGGACGUGAAUCUGUUUCCUGGAAAGAUGUACCAUUGGUUCCCAGACCCUGAUGAGAAAUUAAGUAUCGUUCAAGCUUUGGAUUACACGGUUGAACAGGGUGGUAUUGAAUGGUUCGAGCACAUAUUGAAUAAUAAUUAUCCAGAAAGUGAAUCGGACGAGGAUUCGUUAAAGUAUCGUAUCAAAGUGAUUCAACUCGUCAGGGCAGAUUUACAAAAUGCUAUCGAUAAUUACGAUAAAUUGUUUAUCAAACGAAUCAAUUUCCCCUAUGCCAGGUGUUUGUACGUGAUGUACGAAAAGAGGAUCAGCGGUUUGUGCAGGAUUAUCGUGCAAGAUGUUUGUAGUAGAAUGAAGAGGAUAGAACUUGAAAACACUGAUGUCGAAUUGAAUUUGGGAACGACAUUGUUCGAAUUGUAUCUCACGUUGCAGAGAUUCGCUAUGCUUGGACAAGUGUUGUGCGCUGAAGGACAGUUAGAAAGAAUGGAAGUGCAAAAUUAUCACGACUGGUUCAGGGCUGGCGUGGCACACUGGCUCGACAUAGCUGUGUACAAAGCUUUGAAACGAAUUGAUAGAGCCGUCGAGUUCGACACCCUCCAAGCAGUUGACAACACCGUCCAAUACAGCUCGAGUGCUGUGGACACUUUAACGAUAUUCUAUCAAAUCAAAGUUUUCUGGACGCAGCUUGCGUGGCCGGACAUGGAAGGCUCCUACACUUUCGUAGCUAAAAUUAUCGACGACAUCUGCAAAUGUUCAAUAGCGUAUGCAGACAAAAUGGCGAAGAAGGCAGAACUGACCACGGAAUUGGAACAAUUGUCGGAGGGCAGCGUAUACGAGAAGAAAUUUUACGUGUCGACAGCGUGGUGUUUCGCGAUAAACAAUAUUGAUUACAUCAAAACAUCGAUCGGGCCACUGGCCCACGAUCUAGGAUUCCAGAGUAUCGUGGACGCGUUCGCAGAGAAGAAGACCCAACAAGAGGCGGACAGGUGUCAACAGACCCUCCAAUUGAUCAUUGACAACGCGACCGAUACUGUUAAGAAUAAAAUUAUAGAAUUAUUACAGGUUGUCGCCAAUAAAAUGUCUCCUGCCAUGAACAGGUUUCUCAUGGAGGGUGCAGAGUUGAUAGACACGACCAGCAAUUCCAUGGAUCGGCUUUUACAAUAUUUAGACACGAAUCUAACAACGUUGCACGACAAUCUCAACGAGGACAAUUUCGAGAGAAUCUUGUUCGUUAUUUGGGACAUAUUAUCAGAAAGUUUGUACCAAUUAGUGCAUAAUAAUUUGGAGAAAAGGAGACCACCAUCGUUCUAUUCGAACCUUCAUCGCACAUUGCACACUCUUAUUCGAUACUUUAAUAUCGGAGCUGACGAGGCAGCAAAUGUUAAGGUGUUGGAGAAGAUUGAGCACCUUUUGGAGCUUCAUGGCCUCGAGACAGCCGAGUUGAUACAUCGUUAUCACCAGGAGCGAAUAAAAGAGCAAAAUGACUUGGAAGAAUCCGAAUACGGGCAGAUCACAGUGAAGGCGCAGUUCGUGGAUAACUCGUUGAAUAUUCAAAUCUUAAACGCGAGGAAACUUCGACCUGUUGAUAGUAAUGGCGAUUUGGUAGGCAAGGUGUCUACUCUCAAACGCAAGCUUCAUACAAAAUCUAAACAAAGACAGAAAGAAUGGAAGACAAGUAGUUGCGAUUCGUACGUGAAAGUGAGACUUCUUCCGGAGGAAAAAUUCACCGACGUGAAAUUACCUAAAACUCAUGUGCAAAAGGAGAAUUUGUACCCCCUCUACGAUGAAAUUUUCAACAUUCCCCUGACUAGCGAGCAAAGAGCUACAGAAAACGCGAUCGUAGCGUUCGAACUGAAAGACAAGGACUUUUUAAGAUCGAGAUUCAUGGCGGAAGCUUUCCUUCCUUUCAGUGAAAUUCCUGAAACGGGACCAGAUCGAGGGAUCGAGUCUCUCGAACAAAUUCACUUGAAACUUUCGCGUCCUAUAAGGAAAAGUACAGACAUAAUCCAAGCGUUAGAACACAGAAAAGGGGACAAUCAAGCGAUAGAGUUUUUAUCGAAACUCAGCUCCAAAGCUGAACGAAAAUGAUCGUUAUCAUUCGUGAAAAAAACGACUGAAAUUAUUCGUUACGCAAUAAAAUUCGUGAGCAACGAAUCACUAUGAAUUUUCAAAAUAAUCAAAUUGUUAAAAUGAAUCUUUCGCGCGAUUUUUAAUACGAUAUAUAAUUAUUUUUCGUAAAUCAUUAAAUUGUUGUUUAAUUAAUUAAUCAUCCGCGCUUACUAAAAUAUCAUCAAAGCUAUACUAAAAUAUUAUUUGGGUAAAGUUACUCAAAAAUGUUUUCACAUUAAUAAUUUAUAAAUUGUACGAUAUGUAAUACGAUAUUUUUUUGUUAAUAUUUGAAAAAUCGAAAUGCUGUUCACUUUCCCACGUUAAAUAAACAAGCUUGCCCAAAGAAAAUAAUGCAAGAAAAACAUCGUUGAAUAAUAGACUAUUUUUAUAAAAUUUUUACAAAUCAUUUUCAAGACUAAAUCCUAUUUCUAGACUGUGUACGCUUCGAGUGCCUAAUAUCAAAUAUAUUUCUUUGAAUGAAACACGAAACGUCGCAUUUCAAAACUAGAAAAAACUUUAAGGCUGAGUAAGUACUAUUUAUAAGCAAUAUGCGAAUUUAAUUGUUAUAUCGAUACACACAUCGUUGCAAUAAAUAAAAAUGAAUUGAAGGAUUCAUAUAAAAACUAGCCUUGACGAUUUUUCUAACAAAAAAAAAAGAGAAAGAGAGAAAUAUAUUUAAGAAACAUUAAUCAAUUAUUUAAGGCAGAUCUGUAAUUAAACAAAAAUCGUUUUUGUAAUGAAUCCUUCAAUAUUUUAAGUAAAAAGUUUCUAAUAAGAAAAAUCAAAAUAAAUUUUGUAAUAUACGUGUACAUAGAAACUCAGCUAUGCAUGUAAGACGUAUACGUUUUUUGUAUGUGAAAGAGUAUGUUUUAUCUAGUGUUAUUGCAUUAUUGUUGAAUCACUUAAUUCGUAAAUAAAAUCGUCGAGAAAUCUGUUAUCGAAGAUCGUGAAGACUAUUUUAUCCAUUGAAUAUUUUUUCACGAUAUUAAUAUAUCAUGAAAUUUUGCAAAAUAUUGAAUAAAAUAAUUUUAAAACAAAAAAAUAUUUCAUUUAUAAAGAAUAAUCAAUAGACUGCGAAUUUUUAUGCAACAUAUUAUGCAUCGAGAAAAAUAAUAUAAUAUCGAAGAAUACAAUAAUUUGUUGUCGUUGGAUUACAUAAAAAUCCCAUAAUCUAAUAAUCAUUCAAAUAUUUGUACUUGAAGAAAUUCAAAGUUAUAAAUUGAAUAAUGAAUAAAUUAUUAAAAGAUAUUAAUAAAAA
Apis cerana (Asiatic honeybee) is the source of this 5566-nucleotide messenger RNA. It is a transcript of the gene stac, whose product is annotated as C2 and C2B_Munc13-like domain-containing protein staccato. Lineage: Eukaryota; Metazoa; Arthropoda; Insecta; Hymenoptera; Apidae. Gene Ontology annotation, cellular component: secretory vesicle. The record is from RefSeq and is a predicted model, not a curated record.